AUGGGAGUGUGCUGCGUCUCUGACCAUCAUCUAAGAGUGCCUAAACUCGGCCAACCAAUCGAAAACUCAGACAUUUCUGCAUGCACUCGUCUAGAAAGUAAUCUUCCAAACAGGUAUUAGGAAAUAUUAUGAGUUCGUAAAAAUAAUAGGCUAUGGACAGUUUGGAACUGUAAGGGAGGCUGUUAAAAUAAUUAAAAAUAACAACCGCUCUAUCUUCGACCGAAGCGAAAUGCUCAAAGGGAAGCAUUAUGCAAUUAAAUCAAUCAGUAAAGAAAAAAUAAAAAAAGGUUUGUGGAUGCUCAAAAGAGAACUAGAAAUCCUUCAGCUAGUGGACCAUCCCAAUAUAGUAAAACUUUAUGAAAUUUUUGAGGAUAGUAAAUAUAUACAUAUGGUCAUGGAACUCUGCACAGGAGGGGAUUUACUUGACUAUUUAAUUAGUAAAGGGACGCUUCUGGAAACAGAAGUAGCCCAAAUAAUGAAAAGCUUAUUAGGGGCAGUCAACCACCUGCAUAGCCUAAAAAUAUCACAUAGAGAUAUAAAACCUGAAAACUGCUUGCUGGUGAACUCAGAGCCCAACGCAGAAAUAAAGCUGGUAGAUUUUGGGAUGUCCAUUAAAUUUGGAGAUGACGCAAUGACUACUAUGGUGGGAACUCCAUAUUAUCUUGCCCCCGAAGUCCUCAAAUCAAAAUAUGGGAAAGAAUGUGACGUGUGGUCAUUUGGAGUGCUCAUGUAUUUACUAUUGUCAGGAAAGCAGCCUUUUAAAGGACUGGACAUAAACGAUUUAUUCCGAAAAAUCAUGAUUGCGGACUAUAAUUUUGACGACUCAGUAUGGCAAAAUAUAUCAGAGUCUGCCAAAGAUCUGAUCGCCAAAAUGUUUGUAUUGAACCCAGAGCUUAGAAUUACAAUCAGCCAAGCAUUGAAGCAUGAGUGGCUUAACUCUUUUUCAGCAGAUAUGAGUGCCCGGAUAAACCUUGAAGUAUUUAACUCAAUUAAAAGCUUUAAAACUCCAAGCAAGCUGUGAAGAGAAGCUAUGAAAGUGCUAGUCAGAAAUCUCUCAGAAGACCAGCUAGGGGAUCUGCACGCAGCUUUUGAUGAAAUUGAUAUAUCAAAGACAGGCUUUGUGACACCUCAAGAUAUUGUGCAGGCAAUGAAGAGAAACGGGUAUGAUGUAGCUGCGGAUGAGUUUGAUUUAAUUAUUAGGGGCAUGAGCUACCUAGGGAAGGGAAAAUUAAACUAUACACAGUUCUUGAUCGCUGCAAUGGAUAGGAGGAGGUUUUUGGAUGAGGAAAGCUUGUGAGCAAUUUUCCAGCAUUUUGAUAUUGAAAAUAAGGGACGUAUUACUGUUAAAAAUUUAAAAUAUGCGCUGCAAAAAGCAGGGUGUUUUAUAUCAGAUGAUGAUUUUAAUGAUAUUAUAGAGGAAUUCAAACUGCAGGUUAACGAGUAUAUGGAUUUCAGCCAAUUCAAAGAAAUUAUGACUUGUAAAAAUUAUUUAGGCUUUUCUGAACAGAUUACUGUUAAUAAUACGGAAGAUGAUGAAAGUGCAGUUUUCGAAAGACCACCCGCUAAGAGGUUGUCUCAAAGAAGGCUUACAAUUAGAAGAAAUAGCCAAGUCCUUGAAGAAAUGUCAGGUAUAACUCAUACUCAAAGCUAG
Molecule: messenger RNA, 1651 nt
Organism: Blepharisma stoltei
Lineage: Eukaryota; Ciliophora; Heterotrichea; Heterotrichida; Blepharismidae
Source: the annotation of a GenBank genome assembly